Messenger RNA from Lodderomyces parapsilosis, 1734 nucleotides. RefSeq lists its product as uncharacterized. Gene Ontology annotation, cellular component: cytoplasm. The record is from RefSeq and is a predicted model, not a curated record. The transcript has a single exon. Gene Ontology annotation, molecular function: phosphoprotein phosphatase activity. Lineage: Eukaryota; Fungi; Ascomycota; Pichiomycetes; Serinales; Debaryomycetaceae. The coding region runs from base 1 to 1734 and encodes 577 amino acids.
AUGGCUAAACCCAAGACCAGUAUCAUGUUUAUAAAUCGACACUAUAUCAAACUACUAACAACAAUUGCCACAACAAGUUUACUUGUUCUUAUUUAUAUCACAGUACAAUCAAUACAAAAUACGCCUAUACCGCAAAACACACUACUAAAACUACAACAUGACUUGGAGACCACUAUCAGCACCAAAAAUCAACUUGUAUCAGAUGUAACAAUUGUUAAAUGUCGCAGUUUCAAGUUUUGUCAAGUACCAACGGGAUACAUCAUCAUAAACCCGUCAUUGACUUUUUACAAGUUUGCUAACAGCCAACUGAAGAAGAAAUUGUAUGACUAUGAGUAUUAUCUUGCCGUCAAAUUCUCAUCUUUGGACAAAACUACUAGAGUUAUAAGUGGAUUAUCUUUUGACAAGCAAGACGAUGGGUAUGAAGUUGUUAAAGUUAACGAUAAAGACGAUGAUCAAUUUAUCAAAUUAUACAAGAAAUUUGUCAUCAAUAACACUGAACAUCCAUUGCCGAAAGAUACACCAAUACUACGAUCGAUCGAUGUGUUAUUCGGUAGUAAUGAUUUAAUCGACUCGAGAAAAUUCCGUCACACUUUACAUUCAUCAAAUGACGAAUCAAUACACCCCAUUUUGUCAGUUUCAAUGAUGAGUAUAAAAGAGCAAGAAGAAUAUCAGCAACAACUUCAACAGGAAUCAAAGAGUUUGAUCAACCAAGACCAAAUAUUGGAAACUAGUCAAGAAAAGUACAAGGUUAUGCAACUUUCAGAUCUACAUUUUGGUCAAGAUUUGGGCAGAUGUAGCAGCACUGGUGCUGGUACUACUGAUGUCAAAUGUAGUUCUGAUUUGAAAACAUUGAAAUUUAUUGAAACUACUAUACAACAAGAACGUCCAGACUUGAUUGUCAUUACUGGUGAUUUGAUCGAUGUUGAACGAUCAUUGGACUACAAGUCCAUCUUGUUGAAGAGUUUACAACCAAUUUUAGCAACAAAUACUAAAUUCUUGUAUACAUUUGGUGAUGAAGUGCAAAACAAGGAGGAUAAAUCAACCAUUAUUGAGUUUUUAUCAUCAUUGCCCAAUUGUCUCAAUACGUUUGUUCCAUUUGCUGAUACAAAUUUACAUGGAGUCACCAAUGACAACUUGCAAAUUUUCAACAAACUAGUCAAGGAUAAAGACCAAGUGGAUGAGCAAUCAGUUUCAAUUACUAUACUCGAUUCGCAAGAUCAUUUCAUUGAUGAAACACAAAUCAACUACUUGUACCGCAUCAAUAAUGAUUUUACAUCAACCGAUUACAAGCUACUCUUUUUCCAUUACCCCAUCCCACAAUUUCGACCAGCAGGUACUUUCAAAAUUAUUGGUGCAUACAAUGAAAAACAUCCACUUGAUACCAAAACCAAUAUCAAGUUCCAUGACGAUAUAAUCAAUUGUCGAUACCAAGUAUUGUCCGUGGGGCACGAACAUGAAAAUGAUGCUUGUAUAUUAUCAGAGUUGUCAAAACAACCGAAAUCCAAGCCAAGAACUACUACAGGAAAUGGAGAUACUUCACCAGCAUCGAUUUGGUUGUGUUAUAAUUCAAUCACGGGUGAUUCGGGUGUAACUACAAUCAAUGAACAAUAUGUACGUAAAAUUAGAUUAUUUGAAGUUGAUUUUGUCAAGAAACGGAUUUUGAGUUGGAAGAGAAAAGAAAAUGAUAAAGACGUGUUGGAACCCCAGUUGAUAUAUCAAAAGCAAAUAGGAUAG